AUGUUGUUUGGGGUGAAGGCGCUGCUGCUGAAAGAGAGGAUGGAUGGGGGAGAGGGUGGGGAGAACGGGGGAGAAGCGGCGGGUGAGCAGAAGGAAGGGGAGGCGGGGGGGGCGGAAGGUGGGGGUGAAACAGAAGAGGAGGGGCAGGGAGAGGGGGGCGAUGGGGAUGUGAGUCCUGUAGCGAGAGGGGAAAACGUGGUGGCGAAAUGGGAGAAGGAGGAGAAAGAGGCAGAGUCACGCAGGCGCAAGGCAGCAGCACAGCACGGGGACCUGCUGAAGAUGCAUCUACAGGAGCUGAUCUCCUGGUGGGAAAAGAAGGCCGACGGGCGUUUGGGUCCCCGCGAGAGAGAUCCCUUUCAGGGAAAACCGGAGGAGGAAAAGGCAGCGAAAGAAGAGCUGUUUGAGACGGUUCUGGCGGUGGUUCGGCUGCUGCCGGCGUUUCCUACGGAGUGCCAGGGGAGCCUGGGGAAGAUGUGUGAUGUGGGGGGGGAGGUGUGUGAGAGGACGGAUGUGGAUUUGUACUGGGUGGAACGGUUGGUGGCUUAUAACCCUCCCGAGGUGCUCAAGAUGAUGCGUUCUGAAAAGGGCAUCAAACAGUUGGUGAGUGAUAUGGGCAUGGGGAGUGUGGGGAAGGUGUGGGCCGUGUGGGGGAAAGGACAGGGGGAGAGGGAAGGGUGUGAGAAGAUGGAUGUGGAUUUGCACUGGGUGGAACAGGGGCGGGAGAGGACGGAUGUGGAUUUGUACUGGGUGGAGCGGAUGGUGGUUUGUAACCCCCCUGAGGUACUCAAAAUGAUGCGCUCAGAGAAAGGCAUUAAACAGCUGGAGGUGACGAUGCAGGAGAGGAAGGUGCGUUCGAGCGAAGAGGUGGUGGCGCAGAUGGUGAGCAACUCAGCAGCGCAGCUGAGGGAGGGUGGCGUGGAGACCGAAGCCUUUGUGCUCAGCCUCAAGUGCCCCCUCUCCCUCACGCGCAUCAAGGUGCCAGUGCGAGGCAAGAAGUGCUCCCACGAGAGCACAUUCGACCUCGCAUCGUACCUGCGCAUGAACCAGGGCCUGGCCAAGAACGUCAAGCGGGCAUGGCGCUGCCCCGUCUGCUACCAGCAGCUUCUGUGGUCGGAGCUCUUUUUGGACGGAUUCAUGCAAAAGAUUCUUGACGAAGCAAAUGAGGAGGUUGACGAGGUGGAGGUGUUCCCUGAUGGCAGGUGGAGAAGGGUGGAGAGCGGUGAUGGGGAGGACGGGAGCUGUUCAGAGUCUGAUGAGGAAGAGAGGAUGAUAAUGAUUGCAUUAAAGAGAAGAGAGGAGGAGAGGAGGAAGAAGGAGGAGGAGGAAAAGAAUAAGAAGGAAGAGGAGGAGAGUGGGGCGUUGGAGAGAGGGGCGGAGGGAGAUGGAGUGGGAUUGAGUGCGGUUGAGGAUGGGGAGGAGAGAGGUAGCAGGGGUGGGGAAGGUGAGGAGAGAAGGGAUGACGGAGAGGACGUGAUAGAGACUGCUGGAGAGGAGGGGAGAGAGGGGAUGAGAGAGGGAGUGAGAGGGGGGGAGUGCAGGGGGGAAUGUGAGGAGAGUAACCAAGCGGAGGAGGUCGAAGCAGUGGAGGUAACUGGUGGUAACCAGCAGGUCAAUGGGGUAACUAUUGAAUCUUCUCAAAGGGCACCUCAAAACCAGGUGGAAGGAGGGGCAGCUGGAGAGAUACCCGGUGGUAACCACCAGGUGAAUGGGGUGACUCUUGAAUUUUCCAAAAGGGCACCUCAAAACCAGGUUCGGGAGGAGGAAGCUGUGGAGGCAACUGGUGUGGGUGGGGCGACUCUAGAGUUGACUCGCAUGGAUGGACGAGAGGAGGUUGAGAGAGGCGCAGAGGCAGGGAGGGGUGGAGCACCAGCAGCAGCGGUGGUGGUUGGCGGGGAAGCAGCGGUGGUGGUGGUGGGUGGGACUUCAAGUGCAGUUGGUCUUGAGGCGCCUCAAGCAUCGGGUCACGUGGAUAGAGCAGAGGCGGUCGGCAAUGGCGCUGAGGCGGAGAGGGAAGCGGCAGCUGUGGUGGUGCGUGGGGCGAUGAGUGGUGUGGCUGAACCAGCACGCAAUGCAGGAGGGGUGGUAUGUGGGGUGCAUGGGCCUGCAGAUGGGUUGACAGGGGUGGGAUGUGGUGCGCAUGAGCCUACAGAAGGGAUGGAUGGGGGUAUUGAAGAGAAACCGGCUUUACAACCCAAUGGGUGUUGGCUGGAGAGGGAGAGUGCUAGGGAAGAGAAGGAGCAAGGGGGACAGUGUCGAGAAUUGGUAGUUGGGGGUGUGGUGGGAGGAGGGGAGGUGAAGAAGGAGGAGCUAGUAUGGGAGGGUUUGGUAAUUCGGGGAGUGGGGGAGCAGAAGGAGUAG
Messenger RNA from Closterium sp. Yama58-4, 2358 nucleotides. NCBI's taxonomy places the organism in Eukaryota, Viridiplantae, Streptophyta, Zygnematophyceae, Desmidiales, Closteriaceae. The record is from the annotation of a GenBank genome assembly.